UAGGAGAGUGAAACUGUGUUUUGUUUACAUGCUGAGCUUCUGACUUCAAUAAAAACAGCAGAAGAUCUAUAGAAAUGUGUAAACUUUCUCGCCUGGGCAACAUAUGAAGAAAUGACUGAAUUUGGUGGUGAACAGUAAAAAUCAUAAAUUUGACUACUUUUGUCCAAAAUGAAACCAUUACAUCACAGAAAGCAUGAAUAUUUGCUGCAGAUAAUACAGGAUCAAAAACUGUGGUUUGCAUUGAAGUCAAUGGGACGUUUUUGUCGUAACAGGCACAAGAGGGUGGUAAAUUUUAAAUCUGCUGCUACACAAAAACUAAAAAAGCAUAAAAUGUGAUAUUUUGCUAGACUCUUGACAUAUCCAAGGCUAAUUCCAUGCUGUCGUUCUUUUUAAAACACAGAAACGGUUUCGUUACAUGUUUUUUUAGAAAAUAACUCGGUGCUGUUUUUUCUUCUUCUUCAUAAAUUACAUCAAUGACUUUUGAGUAUUCAAACUGGCAUUUCAGGGGUUAAAAGCUUCAAAAUGAUUGAAUUUUUUUAUGUUUGAGCAGGGCUGAAGUUGUUCAACAGAUCUAUGAAAAAAAGUAAAAAAAAAAACAUUAAUGUAUACAUUUUUUAUAGCCACUUUUACAAGCGGACAUUUUUGUCCUCUAAUGACUCUUGUAUGAAAAUUAAAGUGAAGCCUGAGGGUUGAGGCUCAUAUGAUUUAUAGAGGCUCAAAGUUCAGUUUCCAGUUGUAAAUACAUUUCAUUCUACUGUCAGUUUAAAGAAAUAAUACAACUGUUAUAUGUGUGAAAACACAGUUACAGCUGUCUGUAAUUGACAUAAUAUGUUUCUGUGUUUCCUACAGAUUUUCAACAGGUGAUUCUGGUUAAAUAAGAAGCUUCAGAAGAACAGAGUGCUCGUGUCAACCACCAGCACCUAGAUUUUCUCCACAUAAAGGAGGAACAGGAGAAACUCUGGUCUAGUAUGGAGGGAGAGCAUCUCCAUUUGAAUAAGGAGACUGAUGCUGCCAGGUUUCAAUCCUUUAGCCAAAAAACACAUUUAAACAAACACACGAGAGUCCAGACAAAGCAGAAACAUUUUGCCUGUGAGCACUGUGGACAAAGGUUUCACCAAAAGACUAAUUUAACCACACACAUGAAAGUCCACACUGGAGAGAAGCCUUUUGUCUGUGAGCUCUGUGGAACGAGAUUUACCCAAAAGACAACUUUAAACAGUCACAUGAGAGUCCACACUGGAGAGAAGCCUUUCCCCUGUGAGCUCUGUGGUAAUAGAUUUAGUGAAAAGGGAAGUUUAAACAAACACAUGAGAGUCCACACAGGAGAGAAGCCUUUUGCUUGUGAGCUCUGUGGACAACGAUUUAGCCAUAAGACAAGUUUAAACAGACACAUGAGAGUCCACACUGGACAGAAGCCUUUUGCUUGUGAGCUAUGUGGUAAUAGAUUUAGUGAAAAGGGAAGUUUAAACAUACACAUGAGAGUCCACACUGGACAGAAGCCUUUCGCCUGUGAGCUCUGUGUAAAAAGAUUUAGCCACAAGUCAACUUUAAACACACACAUGAGAGUCCACACUGAACAGAAGCCUUUUGCUUGUGAGCUCUGUGUAAAAAGAUUUAGCCGAAAGACACAUUUAAACAGACACAUGAGAGUCCACACUGGACAGAAGCCUUUUGCUUGUGAGCUAUGUGGUAAUAGAUUUAGUGAAAAGGGAAGUUUAAACAUUCACAUGAGAGUCCACACUGGACAGAAGCCUUUCGCCUGUGAGCUCUGUGUAAAAAGAUUUAGCCAAAAGACAACUUUAAACAGACACAUGAGAGUCCACACUGGCUUUUCGCCUGUGAGUUCGGUGGAAAAGAUUUACCCAAAAGAUCAGUUUAAACGGUCACAAAAGAGUCCAUAAAGGACAGAAGCCUUUUGCUUGUGAGCUCUGUGGACGAAGAUUUAGCUGAAAGAAAACUUUAAACAAUCAUCUAAGCAUCCACUAGGGCUGAACGAUCUAUUGCAGGGGUCUCCAACAUUUUUUGGCCCGUGAGCUACUUUUACACAAUGAAGUACAGCAGAGUUACUGCCAUACUACCAUCCCUUCAAGUCUUUAAGUCUCGUUUAAAGACAUUUUUAUUUGAUUGCGUUUUAGCGCUAGGGUUCUUUGAAUUGCCCUGACAUUAUGGUUUUAAUUCUUCUUCUUUUUAACCCAGAUGCUUGAUUUUAUUUUGUCCACCAUUUGUUUUUGAUCGAUUAGUCUUAUUCCGUUAUCUCUCUUUAUUUGUAAUAUUGUUUGCUUGAUAUUUUAUGAUUUUAUGUUUUUAUCUUGCUUUUAUGCCCAUGUACUGAGAAUGUUUUUCUUAUGAUGAUGCUGUUCAGCACCUUGGGCUUCCGAUAACAUUGUGGAAGGUGCUCUACAAAUAAAAUUUGAUUUGAUUUGA
Molecule: messenger RNA, 2424 nt
Organism: Nothobranchius furzeri (turquoise killifish)
Lineage: Eukaryota; Metazoa; Chordata; Actinopteri; Cyprinodontiformes; Nothobranchiidae
Source: RefSeq, a predicted model, not a curated record